AUGCCUCCUUCCCCUGAGACUGAGGGUAGUGAGUUCUCCAACAGCGAGUUGGAAUACGCUGAUGAUAUGUUUUCAGACCACAGUGAUGACAAUACUGACAGGACUGAGGAGACUGACAGCCAGGAUAGUGAGGAUAGUCAUGACAGUGAUGAGGAGAUCUCAGAAGAUAAUAAGCUUCCUUCUCUUGAAUAUUAUAAGGUCGAGGAGACUACUCUUGAUAGUCUUCAGACCACUGGCACUAUGAGUGUGAUCUCAAGCAUGCCCCAAAACAUCCCGCUAACUGUGGAGGCUCUCAGAUACUGUGAAUACAUGAGAAGGAAUAAUGUGCUUGAUGUCUACUGGACACUCUCAAUCCAAUCCUUUAAAGGGUUUCUCAGCGGGGCUUGCGACCAAUGUCGUGGCAAAGGGGGAAGAAGGUGGCCGGGGAUCCAAGCCGUCAGCUCCCUGGGAACCUUCUGGAAGCAGUUUUCUCAGAUCUAUAAGCAAGCCACGGGUGACAGCAUCAAUCCUCUGAUCAUGGCUCAAGCACGGAAUGUGAUCGAGCUCAUCGCUGAUGAGGAGAAGCUCAGCCACGAGAAGAGGCCCGGGGAGCCCAUGUACGUUGGUGACUUGGCGGAGUACCUCCACGUGCUUCUGGUCAUGAACGAGAUGGAGUUUUUGGUCAGUCGGCUGCGUGGUGAGCUGAUCCUCUUCUGUCAGGUCACGGGUAUCACGGGUAAUCAGCCAGAUGCCUUGACCCAGCUUCAGUAUCAUGAUCUGGAGCUCAUGCUGGUCCGGGACCCCCAUAUCAGUGUACCUCAUCUGUGCGUUGGGCUGACCGCCCACUUCACCAAGACCUUCCUGGGCAUGAACUAUGUCCUGCGUGUUCUGAAUGGACUCAAUCAGCAAAAACUCUCACUGCAAGAUGAUCUGACAGAUCAGUUCAUCUUCUGCUCAACUGUCCACGAAAGAGAUAGCAUCUGCAUUACACAUGAGAUCUGGUUGACCAAAGCUUCAGUGCAGACUCAGAUGAAAAAGAGUGGCGAGAUCAUAGGCUUCCAGCAGGUUUCAAAGCUGGUUUCAACAAGAGCCGUGAUUGUCCAUCUGUUUUUCCCUCCCGUUCCCUUUUCAAGAGUGAACAUGCCUGUUGAUGUUGGCAUUGUCAAACGGCGGAUCAUCUACCAUGGCCGCAAACUGCAGAAGGUACUGAAGAGGAUGCUGAUGCCGGAGCAGUCGAGAUUGUUAAACUACCUGGCGCGCAUUCUGAAGACUUCCUGGUCAGUCAAAUGUAUGAAGAAGCGCCGUGACGCUACUGCACGCUGGCUCCACAGUCGGAUGGGACAGAGGUACAGCCGAAAGACUGAGAAAGACCGACAAUGGGAAGACAAAUAUAGGCGCCAGGUUGAGAAGCACGAGAGGAGAGAUGAGAGAUAUCACAAGGCCGUUCGCUGGCUCCGCAGCGAGAAGCAACGCCCAGUGAUCAACAGCAAGCGGCAGCUCUCCGGAAAGGUUAUCGAUAAGGAUGUGAGAGGUGAACUAGAGCAGUCUGAGUACAUGACGCCUGAACAGAUAUCUGAUCAUGAUCGAUGCGGCCCUAAUGCUUCCAUCAAAAGACCCCAGAGGCAGAACUGCAGCGACAUAUUACCGCCCUCCACACCGUCAGUGCAUACUGCGGUGCUGGAGAGGGGCCGCUCUGCCGUCGACGUGGUCACGGCUCUAGGCCCAGGUCGGCCACCUUGUAGCAAACGGCCGUCAAGGCGGGGGAGUGAUUGGCCAGCCAUCAUCGACCGCGCCCCUUGA
Paracoccidioides brasiliensis Pb18 is the source of this 1779-nucleotide messenger RNA. RefSeq lists its product as uncharacterized. The record is from RefSeq and is a predicted model, not a curated record. The coding region runs from base 1 to 1779 and encodes 592 amino acids. The transcript is spliced from 8 exons.